Messenger RNA from Durio zibethinus, 1607 nucleotides. Its product is annotated as cytochrome P450 CYP749A22-like. Lineage: Eukaryota; Viridiplantae; Streptophyta; Magnoliopsida; Malvales; Malvaceae. Gene Ontology annotation, molecular function: iron ion binding; monooxygenase activity; heme binding. The record is from RefSeq and is a predicted model, not a curated record.
AUGAUCACAACUGUGGGAAAUCCAAUGAUCAUUCUCUCAAGCUUUUUCUGCCUGUGCCUGCUUUUAGUUCUCUUCAGGUUCUUACACAGGUUGUGGUGGACUCCAGUUUACAUACAGUAUGUACUAGGUUUGCAAGGAAUUAAAGGCCCUUCUUACAAAUUCAUCCAUGGAAACACCAAAGAGAUUUUGAAAAUGAGAAACGAAGCCUCAAGCAAACCCAUGGCUUUAUCACAUGAUAUAUUUUCCAGGGUGCAACCUCAGGUUUAUUUAUGGAUCAACAAGUAUGGGAAGAAUUACCUCAAUUGGAAUGGUGCUCAACCUCAACUAGUGAUUACAGAAACAGAGCUAAUCAAAGAGAUAUUGAACAACAGAGGUAGAACAUAUCCAAAAGUAGGGCUCCCAUUCUAUGUCAUGAAGCUGAUGGGGAAUGGACUAGCUACAUCUGAAGGUGAACGGUGGGUAAAACACCGGAAAUUAAUAAACUAUGCUUUUCAAGGGGAAAGCCUCAAAAACAUGAUUCCGGAAAUGAUAGUAAGUGUUGAAAAGAUGCUAGAAUCUUGGAAACAUCACGAAGGGAAAGAGAUUGAGGUGUUUGAAGAAUUUAGGUUAUUGACUUCCGAGGUAAUAUCAAGGACAGCUUUCGGAAGCAGUUACUUGGAAGGGAAGAACAUUUUCGAUAUGUUGAUGAAAUAUUCCGUCAUUUCACGAAGGAAUGCUUUCAAAGUUAGGUUUCCAGGCAUCAGUAAAAUUUGGAAAACCUCUGACGAGAUAGAAGCAGAGAAGCUUCUGAGAGUAAUGCACAACUCCAUCAUGGAGAUUAUCAAGAGAAGAGAAGAAAAAGUGAAAAUUGGAGAUGUAGACAGCUUUGGUACUGAUUUUCUUGGGUUGCUUUUAAAAGUUUAUCACGAUGUUGAUGAGAACAAAAGGCUCCUUACAGAAGAUUUGAUUGACGAGUGCAAGACAUUUUACAUUGCUGGACAAGAAACCAGUAAUUCCUUGCUUUCAUGGAUUGUCUUGCUUCUAGCAAUCCAUACAGAUUGGCAAGACAAGGCAAGAGCAGAAGUGAUCGAGCUGUUUGGUGACCAAAAUCCACAUCCUGACGGUUUAUCUAAACUAAAUACUAUAACCAUGAUCAUCAACGAGGCCUUGAGACUGUAUCCUCCUGUAAUUGGGUUUGUAAGGAAAUGUGAAAGAGAAGUUAGAUUGGGGAAACUCAUUCUGCCUGCUAACCUGAACUUGUUCAUUACAAAUUUGGCAGUUCAUCACGACCCUGAAAUUUGGGGUGACGAUGCUCAUUUGUUCAAACCGGAAAGAUUUUCACAAGGGGUGGCUAAAGCUACAAACAACAAUGUGGCUGCAUUUUUUCCCUUCGGAAUUGGGCCUCGAACUUGUGUAGGUUUCAACUUUGCAACCGUGGGAACAAAGAUUGCUCUCCUAAUGAUUCUGCAACACUACAGCUUCACCCUCUCCCCAGCUUAUAUUCACUCACCGGUUUUUCAUUUUACACUUAUGCCGCAACAUGGAAUACAGGUUAUCUUGCACAGUGAGAAGGAUCAAAGUUAUUGAAUUGACUGGUUCUGGGACUUCAAAACAUGAAGAGAGAGUAG